AUGGAAAUUCAACCUCCUCCAGAAGCGCCAAAAGCCGGCCCAGCAUUUGAAAACAAAUUCAAAGUUCUUCAAGCACAGACUGUUAUUAAAGAAACUCUUGCCGAAACUCUCGGAAAACAGACAUAUCAACCAGAAUCUGCUUCUGAAACAUCAAGACAGUUAGCAGAAGACAUCAAAGCAAAGCUUAAACAAACAUUACCACCUCAUUAUAAACUUAUUGUUCAAGUUUUACUUGGCGAACAAAGAGGACAAGGAAUUGCAAUGGGAUUCCGCGGAUUUUGGGAUAAUGAUACAGAUAAUGUUGCUCGUGAAACAUUUUCAAAUGAUGCCAUAUUUGCUGUUGGAAUUGCUUAUGCUUUGUAUUCAUACUAA
Messenger RNA from Trichomonas vaginalis G3, 372 nucleotides. RefSeq names its product regulation of intraciliary retrograde transport. Gene Ontology annotation, biological process: microtubule-based movement. Gene Ontology annotation, molecular function: dynein intermediate chain binding. The coding region runs from base 1 to 372 and encodes 123 amino acids. The record is from RefSeq and is a predicted model, not a curated record. Gene Ontology annotation, cellular component: cytoplasmic dynein complex; cytoplasm. The transcript has a single exon. Lineage: Eukaryota; Parabasalia; Trichomonadida; Trichomonadidae.